This is a messenger RNA of Salarias fasciatus (jewelled blenny), 3557 nucleotides long. RefSeq names its product procollagen galactosyltransferase 2-like. The coding region runs from base 64 to 1839 and encodes 591 amino acids. Lineage: Eukaryota; Metazoa; Chordata; Actinopteri; Blenniiformes; Blenniidae. The transcript has 12 exons. The record is from RefSeq and is a predicted model, not a curated record.
CUCCGUGGACUCUCUGAGUCUUUUUUUUUUUUUUUUUUUUUGUGCGCACAGUCCUCCACAGCCAUGUUGCUCCACUUUCUCCUCGCCUUGGCCUCGUUUUCCCGGGCUGGCUGCUACUUUUCGGAGGAAAAGUUCCCGGAGGAGUCGAAAAUGCAGCCUCCCACCGUGGUUAUCGCCAUCAUAGCCCGGAACGCCGCGCACUCCCUGCCCUACUACCUCGGAGCUCUGGAGAGACUCGACUACCCCAAAGACCGCAUCUCGCUGUGGGCGGCCACCGAUCACAACUCAGACAACACCACCGCCAUCCUGAAAGAGUGGCUGACUGUCAUGCAGAAAUAUUACCAUUACGUUGAGUGGAGACCAAUGGAUAAACCCAUAUCCUACGCGGGAGAGCUGGGUCCUAAGCACUGGCCCAACAGCAGAUAUGAAUACGUGAUGAAGCUGAAGCAGGCGGCACUCAACUUCGCCAGGAAACGCUGGGCUGACUACAUCUUGUACGCUGACACAGACAAUAUCCUCACAAACCCAGACACUCUCAACUUGAUGAUAGCUGAAAACAAGUCAGUCAUCGCUCCCAUGUUGGACUCUCAGGGCGCCUACUCCAACUACUGGUGUGGAAUCACUCCACAGGGAUAUUACCGCCGCACAGCGGAGUACUUUCCCACCCGUCACCGCCACAGACUGGGCUGCUUCCCGGUGCCGAUGGUUCACAGCACUGUGCUGCUGGAUCUGAGGAAGGAGGGCAUGAAGAAACUGGCUUUCUUCCCCCCUCAUGACGACUACUCCUGGCCUUAUGACGACAUUAUCAUCUUUGCCUUCUCCUGCCGGGCUGCGGAGAUCCAGAUGUAUCUGUGCAACAAGGAACGCUACGGCUACCUGAACGUCCCCGCCAAGCCUCACCAAACCAUAGAAGAUGACCACCUCAACUUUGUCCACGUCCACCUUGAGUCCAUGAUCGAUGGCCCCCCCAUGCAGCCGUCCCGCUUCGUCCACAUGUUCCCCAAGCAGAGAGACCUGAUGGGAUUUGACGAGAUAUAUCUGAUAAACCUGCGGCGCCGUCCUGACCGAAGAGACAGGAUGCUGUUCUCUCUGAACGAGCUGGAGAUUGAUGUCAAGGUGGUCGACGCUGUCGACGGAAAUGCGCUGAACAGCAGUGACAUUAAGAUUUUGGGUGUUGACUUGCUGCCAGGCUACUACGACCCUUUUUCUGGACGCACUCUGACUAAAGGAGAAGUGGGCUGCUUCCUCAGCCACUAUUUCAUCUGGAAGGAGAUGGUGGACAUGCAGCUGGAAAAGGCGGUCAUCUUUGAAGACGACGUUCGCUUCCAGGCCAACUUCAAGCGCCGCCUGACCAGACUGAUGGAGGACGUGGAGCAGGUGGAGUUGGACUGGGACAUCAUCUAUUUGGGCAGGAAGCAGGUGAACCCAGGGAAUGAGGAGCCGGUGGAGCACGUGCGGAACCUGGUGGUGGCCGACUACUCGUACUGGACUCUGUCCUACAUCAUCUCCCUGCAGGGAGCCCAGAAGCUGCUCAACGCUGAGCCGCUCUCCAAGAUGCUGCCUGUUGAUGAAUUCCUCCCCAUCAUGUACGACAAGCAUCCAAAUGAGGACUACAUGUCCCACUUUCCCAACAGGAACCUGCAGGCCUUCAGCACGCGCCCCCUCCUGGUGCAGCCGUGCCACUACGCCGGCGACCCCCAGUGGGUGAGCGACACGGAGACGUCGACCCUGUGGGACGACGACUCGGUCAGGACCGACUGGAGGGGCUCCCACAAGACCCUGAAAGGGGCUGCGCCGGCGCCCGAGAUGCUGUCGGCCGCCUACAGGGAUGAACUCUGACGCGGCGCAGGCGUGGCCGCGGUGCGCCGGCGGGGUCGAAGGGCCAAGAGGUCAGAGAGACAGAUGCUGCCUGGAGAAACGAUCUCAGACUUGAUUUCAGUGUCACGCCGUGCGCCUUCUCUCAGACUGGACUGACUGUUUCAUCGGAACGUUGUAGCAAAUGUAUGGUACAAGAUGAUUCGUGUGGGCAAAAUAAACCCAAGGGACUUUUUUUUAUUAUUAUUUUUUUUACUUUUAUUAAGGCUGUCUGUUGGAGAUAGUCAUACAGAUGUCUGAGCAUUUCAAAGGCACGAACUUGCACAAAGGAGUUUUCUGAGAACAAUCAAACUUUUUUCUCUUUAUGCAGAGAAAAGCGGAUCCAAACACACGAUCAUGUGGAUCUAAAUGUAUUCUUGUCGUGGCGAUCGUGUGAUUGUGAUGAUUACGUGUUUUGCGAUGUUCAUCUGUUUUUCCAAAAUGAGGCGACGUUUCAGGGACUUUUAGUUUAUCUGUUGAAUACAGACUGAGGCUCCAGAAGCUGCACUGCUCGCUACACCGAGUUGAAUCUCAACAAUCUGGACAGCCUGUUUUUAAAGUUUGUUGUUUGUUUUUCUUUCUCUAUGCAUGUUAAUGUUUGUUAAUUUUUACAAUCCUCAGUGUACGGCAGGAGCUGUUAAGCCAUGAUAGAUUGAUCAUAUUUAUGUUGACAUUAACAGUUUCAUUGCUGAACUACCUGUCAGCCAUGUUGGAUAUACAGCAACUGUAUAGUCAGUGACACUGACACCUUGAAUGUUAGUUUAGCCAAGUGUUUUUUACAAUAGUUUAUUAACGAAUUCAACUUUAACUCUGUAGCUUUAAUUUGAAGAGACUCACCAUUUUUCAGCAUUUCAUCGUGAUCAAUCCUUACAUUAUAGGAGAGAUAAGGGUAGGAUGAGGAUAAAUGUUUUAAUUCAACUUUGGUGACCAACUGCUUGAUUUGAUCUCAAAGCUCUCAUAAAGACUGGGCCAGGCCUCCUCUGGGGGGCAACAGAGAGCUGCAGGGGACAUGCAGCAGCAGGAUAAAUCUGCAGCUCAUUUCCUACUAGUAUUUUUUUUUGUUCGAUCAAAUCGAUUAAACAUGAGAUAAAUUAUGGAUCCCAGCAGCUGUUAACAAUUAUCUUGUAAUAUGCAAAACAUAAAGACGUCCAGCAUUAACCUAUAAGUAGCUACUGAGUGUGAAGCAGUGCAGUCUGUUAUCCUCCUUUGAAAACAUGUGGAUGUUACUUUUUUCCAGUUACUGACAGAUGUAGCAUUUUUACAAACUCACGUCUGUGAACAGAGCUUUACUGCAAGUUAUUUAAUAAAUUAGUCAAAGGACUAGUUAAUUGUUUAGAAGAAAAAAUCAUCUGGUUGAUUGCAUUUGUUUAAAAUUUUCAGUAUAAGAAAAUUGACAUUUUACUCCAUCAUAAACUACAAUUACACUGACCCACGUGUGUAAUAGUUAAUACUGAACUUUUAAUGCAACACAGCAGUUAUUUGUGGAUUUAAGCCACUCCAAACCUCGAUUUAUCAUAAGAAUCCUUAACAAUCGGUUUUGUUCUGUCUGUUGAAUUUUCUAAUUUAUUUGUUGAGUCUUUGAGACAAUUCAGUGAUUUGAAUUAUUCAGUUGAAGCAGUUCUGCCUCUCUGUGUCUUUGAGGAAUAAAAAUGUAAAACAAUGCAACUACUCAUCAAACUGUUCCAAUGGUAAUAAAGAAAGGG